Drosophila ficusphila is the source of this 2167-nucleotide messenger RNA. It is a transcript of the gene Kpc2, whose product is annotated as ubiquitin-associated domain-containing protein 1. NCBI's taxonomy places the organism in Eukaryota, Metazoa, Arthropoda, Insecta, Diptera, Drosophilidae. Gene Ontology annotation, molecular function: protein binding. The transcript is spliced from 6 exons. The record is from RefSeq and is a predicted model, not a curated record. Bases 134 to 1813 code for a protein of 559 amino acids.
GCUGUUUGUUAUCGACUUGGGUUUUUAGCAAUUUUGCAUCGAUUCUGUUUAUUUGCGAGAAAAAUGCAAAACACCCAGCGAAAAGCGCCUCAAAAUGUAACGCAGGCGUUGAGAACCUAGCUGCAGACCCAAGAUGAUACCCUGGAUGCGCGAAAAGUUCAACGAGAAGAGGGCAAAGUGGUUAGCGCGCAGCAAAAGGAGCGGCGCCGAAAGUCCCCGGAGCAGUAGCCACAGUCACAGCCAGCGGACGGAUGCCAGCGAUGCGGAGAGCCUCAGUCUUAGCGGAGCCUCCUCGCUCAAUGUCCACACGGCGGAGUCCGAAACGCAGACGGAUGGCGGUGGGCUGAUCCCACAAAAUUCCCGCCCACUCGUGGGAGGCGGCGGUUGCGUCCUUAGAACUCCAUCGCCCGCCCGCCGUCGCCGAAUGCACCUGGAACUGCAACUGCAGCGGCGGGAGGAGCGGUCAGAGCAGCAGGCGGAGCACCAGGACUCGCCCACGCCAACCCAACAGCAGCAGGCCCAUGCCUUGUUUCUUAAAAAAUCAUCACAAUCCAAUCGGCAAAGCAAUUUAUCUGCCGAGGCAGACGAUGCCAACAAGCCGGGCGAAUCCAUCAUAGUGCGGGUGAUCUGCCCCAGUUCCCGGGUACUGGUCUUCAAGACGGACGUCAACAAGCGCCUCAAUGAGCUUAAAAGCGAAGUAAUCCUCGAGCUGAGUGACGAUCCCGACUCCAUCCAGUUGUUUGCACCGGAUGUGCGUCAUUUAAACCCGCGAUAUCGGCUCUACCGCGCGGAAUACUUUGGCGGCGAGCUGAAUGAGACGGACACGUUGGCUCAGCUAAAGGUGCGCAAUAACGAGACGUUUAUUCUGUCGCCGCGACGCAACACUCUGCUGCAGACUGUGACGCGGAUUCGCGAGGUUCCCGGCCCCAAUGAACAGCUGGUGGAAAGCGCCACGCGCUAUGUACCCGUCAAUAGCAAUCAGUUGCCCACCAUCGACAUUAAUGAGAUCUUUCAGCAAUCAAACAUACAAUACGAUGUGCGCAAAGUGCUGAUAUCCCUGGCUCAGGCCUCGGCAGCGGUUAUAGGUGCUGGUCCCUAUGCUCCGCGUCUGAUAGCCAUGUUAAAGCAGCGCUUGAUUAACCGUCGUAAUCAACAGGCGGAUACACUUCAGUGUCUCGUGGACAUGGGCUUCAAACGGGAGCUGGCUGCGUUUGCCUUGAAGGCCAACAAUGGCAUCUAUUCGACCACGAUGGAGUGGCUGAUGCAGAACCAAAACGAGGAUAACUCGCAGGAGCCUCCUGCCAUGAAUAUGCAGCACAGUUUAUCUUCCAUCUCGCCCUCUACGAUUAUUACAAACAAUGAAGCGAUUGAGAACACCGCCGCCCUGAUUGAGAUUGUGCGGAUCUACAGUCAUCGGGAUUCACCGCCCAGCGAUGAGAUUGUGGAAUCACUUACUGAAAUGGGAUUCGAGGAAACAGCAGUGCUGGCGGCGCUGAAAAAGACCGGCAACAACAAGGCCUCUGCCUGCGAAUGGUUGUGCGACAAUCGCUCGGGCAGCGUUAUUGAGCUGCGCGAAGGAUUGGCGCCCGAUUCGCCCAUCCUAAAGGUAAUCCUGGAAAUGCCACAAGUCCAGAUGACCCUCAGCAACCCCAAGACUUUUCUAGCCUUUUUGGGCGUCCUGGAGAACGAGCAUGCGAUACGCGUGUGGCGUGGCGACAACGACACAACCUCGGUCAUCACACAUAUCCUGCAAAAGUACCAUGAGGAGAAGCAUGUGCUUGGCAUCAACCAGUUCUACACGAACCGCUGGUGAACGGUGCCGCUAAGUGGCUUUAUUAUGAGAUUAACCAAAUUAUAUUUAUACAUAUACAUACACAAUCACUCACCCGAAGUGCAUGGCUAAUGCUUGGUCCAUUUUGGGGCCCCAUUAUACAUUGUGUAUGUGCCAGUAUGUAAAGAGUAUUUUUGUAGCCAAAAACCAUGAACGUAAACACUGCACAAAGCCAAAGAUGCAAUCGCUUCGCCAAGAGCACGCGGCUGCACUCUACAAACGCUUACCGAUCAGUACGAAAUGCAUUAUAUACAUAAAUAUAUAUACAUAUAUAAAUUAAAAGGAACUAGUUCUAGUCAGGCCUUCAUCCUACGAUUCUAUUAGGCUAAACAUAAA